GUGAACGUUUUGCUUAACGAAACAGACCUCGUGAGGCCAGGUCCGCCGCCUGGUGCUCCUCCCUCGAUUCCGACUUGUCUGUGUAUCUCACGUCGACGGCGACUCGCCGGCGGCCACGGAGCAUUACAACUCCCUCCCCCUCGCCUUUUCCCUCCCGGAGAAGAGAAGAAGAGCGAGAUGAGGAAGCUGGCCUCCUUCGCCGCCGCUACCUCCGGUGCCUACUCCUCUGCAUCCGCCGCGCUCCGGGUCCGGGGCUGGUGGGACGACGUCAACGAGUCGCGCCAGUGGCAGGACGGGGUCUUCUUCUCCCUCGCCGCCGCAUACGCCCUAGUCUCCGCCGUAGCACUGAUUCAGCUCAUCAGGAUCCAGCGACGGGUGCCCGAGCUCGGAUGGACCACGCAGAAGAUCUUCCACCUCAUGAACUUCCUUGUCAAUGGGGUUCGUGCUCUCGUUUUCGGCUUCCACGUCCAUGUCUUCCUCCUCCACACAAAAGUAUAUAAGCUGGUGUUACUUGAUCUCCCCGGCUUGCUCUUCUUCUCCACAUACACCCUACUCGUCCUCUUCUGGGCAGAAAUAUACCAUCAGGCUAGGAGUCUCCCAACGGACAAGCUAAGGCCCGCAUACAUUGCCGUUAACAGCAUCAUAUAUGUAGUUCAGGUCUGCAUAUGGAUAUACCUCGGAAUAAAUGAUAAUGCCGCCGUUGAGCUGGCCAGCAAAAUCUUCAUUGUAGCUGUCUCCUUCGUCGCCCUUCUUGGCUUUUCAGUAUACGGUGGAAGGUUAUUCUUCUUGCUGAGACGAUUCCCUAUUGAAUCCAAGGGGCGGCAAAAGAAGCUUUAUGAGGUUGGGACUGUGACAGCAAUUUGUGUGACCUGCUUCCUGAUAAGAUGUGUCGUGGUGGCAUUAUCUGCAUUUGAUCCCGACGUAUCUCUGGAGGUUUUAGACCAUCCAAUCCUAGACUUGUUCUACUACACGCUGACGGAGAUAUUGCCAUCUGCGCUAGUCCUCUUCGUUCUACGGAAGCUCCCCCCCAAGCGGGUAUCGGCACAAUACCACCCCAUUAACUAGAGAAAUUUUAUGAUGUUAUAAGAAUGUAUGGAUGAGCUGGAAAAGCUGAAAACCUACAUCCAGUUGAGUUGAAUGCUUUUUGCUUGCUGUUGUGUUUAUGGAAGCAUGGAAGCACUGGUGGUGAUGAUGCAUCGUCAUCACAUCAUAUGAGAAAAGAGUUUUGGUGUUGGAUGGCACUAAUGGAACUUGAGACUCCUUUUGUGGUUGGAUCUCCAAGGUGUUGUUUGCUUGGUUGUGCUACCCGGGGCAUGGCAUGACAUUGACAUGACAUGACUUAUUUAGCAGUAGUGUUAUGCCAUUAUCUGAAUUACAGUGGUCAUUCUUGAUGAUUGCCAUUAUCUGAA
Molecule: messenger RNA, 1409 nt
Organism: Panicum virgatum (switchgrass)
Lineage: Eukaryota; Viridiplantae; Streptophyta; Magnoliopsida; Poales; Poaceae
Product: tobamovirus multiplication protein 1-like
Exons: 10
Coding region: 178-1065 (295 amino acids)
Cellular component (GO): plant-type vacuole membrane
Source: RefSeq, a predicted model, not a curated record